Messenger RNA from Cuscuta epithymum, 1517 nucleotides. NCBI's taxonomy places the organism in Eukaryota, Viridiplantae, Streptophyta, Magnoliopsida, Solanales, Convolvulaceae. The record is from the annotation of a GenBank genome assembly.
GCUUAUUGUGCAAAUAUUUGUACGAUGCACCUUGACGUUAUUUGCAUUGCAUAUUGAGGUUCAAAGUAUUGCACAUUAUAAAGUCAUAAAAAUAACAGUUGCACAUUAAGGUGCAACGAGUUGCACCCUAAAAAGUUGGGUUUUAUUACAAAAAUGCCACCUUGCCUUUAUGUCCUUUGGAUCAACUCAUCGGACGGUCAAGAUGAGUUUGUACUUUGUAAAUUAAGAAGGCUUUGUAUUUGAUCUCUAUUCUAUAUAUAUAUAUAUAUAUAUGAGAGCUCUUCCUGUCCGGAAUUUCUGAACAGGACCCUGGUCCGGCCACCUCAAUUUGAGGUGAUUCCCGGUGGUAUUUUUUACCCAAAUUUUUUGUGUGCGUUCCUCAUCUAGUUCAUCCAUACCAAAUUUCAGUAAAAAAUUCAAUCGGGGUAUAUUCCGGACCAGUGAACUUGCAAAAAUCAUUUGACGACCUUCCUGAUUGAAUUUGUUGCUGAAAUUUGGUAUGGAUAAACUAGACUUGAUGAGGAACAUACACAAAAAUUUGGGUAAAAAAUACCACCGGGAACCACCUGAAAUUGAGGUGGCCGGACAGGGGAGUGGUCCGGCCUGGCUGGACCUGAAUCCUCCUGUGUGUGUAGAGAGAGAAGAUCUCAUGAGAAGCAUGUCUUGGGCUGAAGUGAGAACUUGUGUGUGCCGUCGGAUUUGUUCAGAUUCAAGUGCAUCAUUACAUUUUGUGUACCGUCAGAUUUGUUCAGAUUCAAGCGCCUCAUUAAUGGCAAGCUUUGUAAUAUUUUGGAACUCCAUACCUAUUUAGAACUGGAAGAAGGAUUAACGACCCGGUGUGUUGUCUUCUCUCUCCGAUCCUCUUCGUCUACCUCUAGCUGAAUUGCCAUGUUUGAUUUUAGGUGAAUAUUAGGAGUAUAUAAUAAAUAUGAGUUUCGAUUGCAUCAAACCAAAAUAAAUAUUGCGUACAGAAUCAAAAUGGAUUACCACCAAGAUCAAGUGGAUCUCCCAAAAAGGUGACCUAACCUUUCGUUGAUGCUAGCUUUUCCUUUCUCCACUUUCUUGAGAACAAUAAAAUUUGGACAACACAGUGAGGAGUGAGCACCAUUCAAGUUUGAAUUUUAUCAGAAUCUCUAGUACCGAAGUUUAUCCUCUCUCCUUUCAAAGUAUGUACUUGGAGCAUUUAAGGUGUUUGAAGAUAUGUCUGCAAGAGGCUAUCAUGUUGAGCACAAGAGUUUCACAUUUUAUAAGAAUGGGAGUUUAAAAUAGGCCUUAGAGCUUUAAUUGAAUGCUUUGUUUGGAGUUCUACCAAGUGACUGUUAAAAUGAUUCAUUGGUAAAUAAAAUCAAUAGACUUCUUUGAUUUGAGUAGAUUUACAAUCUAGGCAUCUAGCUGUACGAAUACAUUAGCUAAUGUUCUUGUGUUGCUGACUUCCUAUUUUCUUAGACUUCUAUGUUUAGUUAUGAUGAUGUAAAAUGAUUAUUAACAUAUUGGAUGUCUUCUUUGAAAUACUCUAA